AUGACUCAGUUGCCUAAAUCUGUUAGCGUUACUGAGAAACGAAUGGAAGAUGGUUUACACUCAUUCAGGGCCAUCGCAUUCUUGGUCUUAUGGUAUUUUUUCAGUGGGUGUACAUUAUUUUUGAACAAGUACAUCCUUUCUUAUUUAAAUGGAGAUCCUACAAUACUUGGAGCAUUUCAAAUGAUCAUGACAACUAUUUGUGGUUUUGUCCAACUGUAUUUACCAUGUGGAAUGUACAAACAACCAAUACAUCGAUCAAAAAGACCUCCAAACUUUUAUAUACAUAUGUGCUUAGUUGGUUGUACGCGAUUUAUUACAGUACUUUUAGGACUCAUUUCACUAAAUUAUGUAGCAGUAAGUUUUACAGAAACAAUUAAAAGUUCAGCUCCAAUAUUUACUGUAUUUAUUUCAAAAUUGUUAUUGGGAGAACAAACAAGCAUUUUGGUAAGCCUAUCUUUAGUUCCUAUAAUGGUUGGCCUGGCAUUAUGUUCUUCAAAUGAAAUUUCAUUUAACCUACCAGGAUUUAUUGCUGCCCUUGCAACGAAUUUUACUGAGUGUUUACAAAAUGUUUACUCAAAAAUGCUAAUUAGUGGCGAUAAAUUCAAAUAUACACCUGCUGAAUUACAAUAUUAUACAAGUUUAGCAUCAAUUAUUAUUCAAAUUCCUGUGUCACUAGUAUUAGUUGACAUCAAAUAUGCGGUUUCUAAUACUAGUUUAUAUCUUUUACUGAUGUUUAUAUUAAAUGGAGUGUUUUUCCAUUUUCAAAGUAUUACAGCCUACGUUCUUAUGGAUUAUAUAAGUCCAGUUACCUAUAGCGUGGCCAAUACUGUUAAACGUGCAUUUCUCAUAUGGAUGUCAAUUAUUUUAUUUGGAAAUUCUAUUACUCUUUUGAGUGGGCUUGGUACUGUUAUAGUUAUUGCAGGAGUUGUAAUAUAUAAUAAAGUAAAACAGUAUGAUAAUAAUCGUCAGUCAAAUAAUGAAUUCGAUAAAAUACUAUUAACCUCUCCAUUCAAAAUCCGAACAAUUUAGUAUAAAAAAAUAUUAUAUUUUAACAAUAUACUUAAAAUUAUUUUAUGUAAAGGUCUAUCCUAAUCAUGUCAAAAAUAGAAAACAGCCAAUGAGGAAUAUAUGGAAUAUUACAACUACCAAGGAAAAUGGAAAUCAUACCUUAAUUAUUAUAUUUUGAAAUAAAUAAUUAUUAUUUGUUGUAUUUUUAAUAUUUAGAAUUUACUUAAUAAACAAUCU
Messenger RNA from Rhopalosiphum maidis (corn leaf aphid), 1245 nucleotides. Its product is annotated as solute carrier family 35 member E2A-like. Bases 1 to 1029 code for a protein of 342 amino acids. Gene Ontology annotation, molecular function: antiporter activity. Gene Ontology annotation, cellular component: Golgi apparatus. The transcript has 9 exons. The record is from RefSeq and is a predicted model, not a curated record. NCBI's taxonomy places the organism in Eukaryota, Metazoa, Arthropoda, Insecta, Hemiptera, Aphididae.